Messenger RNA from Morchella importuna, 504 nucleotides. RefSeq lists its product as uncharacterized. The transcript has a single exon. Lineage: Eukaryota; Fungi; Ascomycota; Pezizomycetes; Pezizales; Morchellaceae. The record is from RefSeq and is a predicted model, not a curated record. The coding region runs from base 1 to 504 and encodes 167 amino acids.
AUGCUCGCCGGCACCAUCUUCUUCUUCCUGCGCAUCCUGCAGAUCAUCACCCUCAUCCCCAUCUGGGGCAUCCUCGCCUGGUUCGUUCACCAAGCCGACGAGCGCGGCCUCACCGCGCCCGACACCGUGCUCUGCCUCUUUGUCGUGGCCAUCCUCGCGACCGCGUGGGCGCUCGUAACGCUGUUCCUCUUCCACCGCGGGCGCUUCACGGACCUGUGGGUUGCCGUUGUCGAUCUGUGUUUCUUUGGCGUGCUCAUUGCGGGCGUGGUGCUGCUGGGCAGGGUUGCGGAGAACACGGACUGUGUGGGCGCGUGGUCGAAUGCCGGGUGGGGUAACUGGAAUGUCGGCGUGAGGGUCGAUAGGACGUGCUCCAUGUAUAAGGCGGCGUGGGGGCUGGGGAUUUUGAAUGUGCUGUUGUUCUUCUUUACGGCGGUGAUGGCGGGGAUGAUUUGGAGGAGGGGGAGGGACGCGACGGUUGGUGAGAGGAGGGGACGGUAUUGGUAA